AUGGGUAAAGUAAAAGUUGGAAAAGCAAGAAGAGAUAAGUUCUAUCAACUAGCUAAAGAGACUGGAUAUCGUUCGAGAGCAUCCUUUAAAUUAUUGCAACUGAACAGAAAGUUUGAAUUUCUUCAAAAGUCCUCGAUAUGCAUAGAUCUUUGUGCAGCCCCUGGUGGCUGGUUGCAAGUUGCGCAACAGUACAUGCCCGUCUCCAGCCUUAUUAUUGAAUGUGUUCUUAUUGAGUUCUUUUUGCUUUCAGGUGUGGAUUUAGUUGCAAUUAAACCAAUAAAUGGAGUGAUAACACUCAAAGAGGAUAUAACAACUGACAAGUGCAGACAGAGCUUGAGAAAGUUGCUACCUGAUCAGAAAGCUGAUCUGGUGUUGCAUGAUGGUGCUCCCAACGUUGGAAAGAAUUGGGUCCACGAUGCUUACCAGCAAGCUGAGUUGACAUUGAAAGCACUGCAUCUGGCAACAUUCUUCUUAGUUAAGGGUGGAUAUUUCAUAACAAAGGUUUUUAGAUCUAAAGACUAUUUCAGCUUGUUGUGGGUCUUACAACAAAUGUUCAAGAAGGUUCACGCAACAAAACCCCUGGCCUCUCGAAAUGAAUCAGCCGAAAUUUUUGUUGUCUGCCAGGGCUACUUGGCUCCUGAUGUUAUUGAUCCAAAAUUUUUAGAUUCUAAGCACGUCUUCAAAGAUGUUGAACAAGAAAAUAGUGUCAGACCAACUUUAAAUCUUGUUCAUCCAGAUAAAAUUUCCAAGAAGGCAGAAGGAUAUGAUGAAAAUAAUUAUUUGCAAAUGCACAAACUCAGUGCAGUAAAAUUCAUCACAGAUGCAAAUUUUCUUGAGUUGUUUAAACAUUGCACAGAAAUAGUCCUAGAUGAUGAAAGCAUCAUUAGCCAUCCAUCGACGACAGAUGAAAUUAAGGAAUGUUGCAAAGACAUUCAAGUUCUUGGAAAAAAAGAUUUAAAGAAUUUGUUGAGUUGGAGGAAGUGUCUGAACAAAAGUCUGCCUCAGUUGAAUAUCAUGGCCAAUGACAACGAAAAGAUGGAUGUUGAAAAUGACCAGGAAGAAACUAUUGAAGGAGUUGAGAUGGAAAAUGAUGAAGCAAACAAAGAUGCAGACUCAGAUAAUGAUUCAAUUGAAGAAGUUAUUGAACAAGAAGAAAAGGAACUAUCAGAAAGACGGGCUCGAUUAUUAAAAGAUAAAAAAAAAAAGCAUAAGAAGGUGAUGAAUGAAAAGCGAAAGCUCCGAGAAAAGAUGGCGCUGCAAAUGGUCAUCCCAGGUGAUAGCAUCCAAGCAACAGAUGAUAUUGAUCUCUUCAGCUUCAAUUCUGUCAAAAAAGACGCAGGCAUAGCUUUCAAGUGUGACGAUGUUGAACCUGACGACGACGACGACGAUGAUGAUGAAGAUGACGCCCCCGAACCAGCACGGCGAAUAAAGUUUGAUAAAGAGGAUGUCGCUCUGUAUGAUGAUGAGGGCGAGGCGUGGAACAAGCUCAACAGACAUGACAGUGAUGAUGAUGAGGAGGAGGAUAAAGUUGAAGGCGAUCAUAAAGCUAGCAGCAACAACAAAAAAAGGAAGAUAGUGAAGUUGAAUCCAUUGGAGUUGGCAAUUGGUGAAGAAAUCGUCAAAUCAAAGAAAAGGAGAAGGGAGCUUGUGGAACUUUCAUAUAACAGAUAUGCUUACGGUGAAGAUAGUGCUCCUGAUUGGUUUCUGCAUGAUGAAAUGAAACAUUCAAAGAAACAGUUGCCUGUCACAAAGGAACAAAUCCAGUAUUACAAAGAAAAGCAGAAAGCCAUAGAUGCAAAUCCCAUUAAGAAAAUAGCUGAGGCCAGAGCUCGCCAGAAGCAUAAGCUUGUCAAGCGACUUGAGAAAGCUAGGAAGAGAACGGAAAAUAUUGGAGAAGACCUCCCAGAGAAAGAGAAAAUGAAGCAAGCUAAAGAGAUAUAUAAAAAAGCGGGUCUAUUAAAGGCUCAAAAGAAGAAAGAUGUCACCUAUGUGGUCGCAAAAAGAGGGGUUGGCAAGCGAGUUAGCAGACCAGCAGGGGUGAAAGGUCAUUUCAAGGUUGUCGAUCCAAGGAUGAAGAAAGAUAACAGAAAAAUGAAACAUGAAUCAAAAUCAAAGGGAAGAAAAUCUUCGGCUGGCAAGCAAAAGUCGAACAAAAAAGCUGGAAAAGGUCGUAAGAAGCGAUGA
Molecule: messenger RNA, 2184 nt
Organism: Helobdella robusta
Lineage: Eukaryota; Metazoa; Annelida; Clitellata; Rhynchobdellida; Glossiphoniidae
Exons: 16
Coding region: 1-2184 (727 amino acids)
Biological process (GO): rRNA methylation; maturation of LSU-rRNA from tricistronic rRNA transcript (SSU-rRNA, 5.8S rRNA, LSU-rRNA); maturation of 5.8S rRNA from tricistronic rRNA transcript (SSU-rRNA, 5.8S rRNA, LSU-rRNA)
Cellular component (GO): preribosome, large subunit precursor; nucleus; nucleolus
Molecular function (GO): rRNA (guanine) methyltransferase activity; rRNA (uridine-2'-O-ribose)-methyltransferase activity
Source: RefSeq, a predicted model, not a curated record